AUGUCUGACAAGCCUAUUGAACUCCAAAUCCUCGAGCAAUUGGAUUCCAUUUACUCCAAGGAGAAUCUCGCCAAGAAUGCCUUCUUCAAGGAAAUGACCGAGCAAGAUCCUGAGCAUUGGGUCAGCCUGAAAAGGUUUAGCGUUAUCAAGCAAUUCAAAGGCCUUGUCCAAGGCAAUAUCGACUUGUUGAUCCAAGCUGCUGAACAAUCCAAUGGUCGUUUUGAAGUCAACGAGGACAAGACCAAGCUUCGUAAAGUGCCCGGUGCUCAAGAUGAAGUGGCCGAGACCGACAAAGAGAAUGAAGGGGCUUCCAAGCCCGAUGAAAAGGUGUUGGACUAUUGGCGUCAACAGAAUUUACGUUCCAUUUAUGCUAAAGGAUUUCCUGAAUCGCUCGAUGAAUCCGGUUAUACUGCAUUGUCCAACUUUUUCAAGGAACAAGGUCGUGUAUUGACACUCAAGAUGCGAAAGGAUGACGAUAAAAAGUUCAAGGGCAGCGUCUUUGUGGAAUUCGAUAGCCCUGAUACCGUCAAGGAAGUUCUCGAAAAGAAAUUAGAAUACGAGGGCCAACCAUUGACCAUGAUGUUAAAGCAAGACUACAUUGAUAUGAAGGCCAAGGAAAAGUUCCAAGGCGUCGAUUUCCAACAUUCAAAUGAUAAGAAGAGGAGAAACAACUUUAUGAUCCAAUAUGAAGGAGCGGGUGAUAUGGGCUUUAGAGACAUUAGGGAAUUGAUCUCGAAAAAGACACCUGUUGGCACUGUUGAAAAGCUCUCUGAACCAGGCACGGGUGUACUUGAGUUGAAGGAAAUGACCCCAGAUGCAUUCCUUGAGUUGCUUGGACCCGAGCGCAAGUUAGAGGGCUUAACGUUCAAGUUGGCUGAUAUGGAAGCUCGUGAAGUCAUGAAGAAAUCCUUCCAGCAAAAGCGUGAGCGUGGAUUCAAGGGUGGCCGCGGUGGUGGCCGUGGCCGUGGUGGUCGUGGUGGUGGUCGUGGUGGCGGACAUGGUCGUCCUCAAAAGAAGCAACGUACAGAUUAG
This is a messenger RNA of Lichtheimia ornata, 1032 nucleotides long. RefSeq lists its product as uncharacterized. Lineage: Eukaryota; Fungi; Mucoromycota; Mucoromycetes; Mucorales; Lichtheimiaceae. Gene Ontology annotation, cellular component: ribonucleoprotein complex; nucleus. The transcript is spliced from 7 exons. Gene Ontology annotation, biological process: RNA processing. The coding region runs from base 1 to 1032 and encodes 343 amino acids. Gene Ontology annotation, molecular function: RNA binding. The record is from RefSeq and is a predicted model, not a curated record.